Molecule: messenger RNA, 795 nt
Organism: Myxozyma melibiosi
Lineage: Eukaryota; Fungi; Ascomycota; Lipomycetes; Lipomycetales; Lipomycetaceae
Exons: 2
Coding region: 84-782 (232 amino acids)
Source: RefSeq, a predicted model, not a curated record
AGAUGACGUAACAGAUUGACAGUCAUCUUCGAUUCUUCCCAGCGUCGGGCAUCGUGCUCGCAGGCUUGCCUAUCCACCUUAUCAUGGUCGGGGCCUCCUCUUCGAAGCGGGCGGCACAGAAAGUGGACGAGAGUGAUUCUGAGGAGGACGUUUUUGUCCGUCUGCUUCUGAAGGAACAGAAGGCUGCGAACGCGAAUCCUCCUCCCACGAAAUCGAGAAACGCCGUAGUCGACGCGUUUAUCGGCAAAUCAAAGAAUCAGAAUGGUCUUAAACCAAACACAGCGUUUUUGAAUCGCAUAGUGCAAGACACGAACUCUCACAAUCAUGCCUUGCUUAAGAAAGAAGCUCUGGAUGCGGUCGCCAAACUACGUGAUUUCAACAAGGCAAAUCCGAUAGCAAACGAUCUCUCCCGCAGUGAGCGAGCACCAAUUACAUUUGAGAAGGCGCGCGAAUUUCCCCAGCGAGCAGCCGCCGAAAGAUCUACUCCAUCAGCUGCUCGAAUAUCUAGCGAUGAAUCAAGACCUGGAUACAUCUCAGAUGAAAGCAUACCUUCAUCGAACGAGAGCCAUGAGCGAAGUAGAAUGGAUGCGCAUAGAUCAAAACGAAGGAAGGCACUCAAGAGUGAACAUGAGUCUGAACAUAGUGAAGAGAGGAGCAGAUCUGAUCGCAGACGUCAUCACUCUACAGCUCGACUCGAGCGACCCUCUGACGAUGGGUAUGACGCGCAAAGAAAUUACGUUAAAUUUAUGACUCAUGACUCUGACAACUCAUACAAUCAAUAGGGACACGCAACAG